AUGCCGCUCCCAAUUAAGGAGACAGUCGCGCGUUUCGCCAUCUCCAAGCUCUUGGUGCUAUCCUACGUAAUCGACUGGGUCUUCAUCAUCGGCAUUGCCUUGAUUGGCUAUGGUUUCUAUAGACAAGGGCCAAACCAGCACGCCUUCAGUCUCACAGACCCAACCAUUAGCUUCCCCCAGCACGAUGAGACAGUAACUACCACAACGCUCAUCCUCGUCGGACUCUUCGCCCCGGCCGUUCUGAUCUUCCUGAUCUCCUGGAUCAUCGUCCCGGCCAACGCCAGUAUGCACGGAGUGGGAUCAAGAUCACCCGUGCAGUACAUCCGUCGCAAGUUCUGGGAUUGGAACGUCGGCUGGAUGGGACUGGCGCUGGCUGUGGCGAGCGCCUGGACCGCUACGCAGGGGCUGAAGGUGCUGGUUGGUAAACCGCGCCCGGAUCUACUGGCACGCUGUAAUCCGGAUCUCUCGCGGAUUGCGGAGUUCACGGUGGGUGGACUGGGGGAUCAAGUCCGCGGUGCAGCGACUUUGGUCUCAUGGGAGAUAUGCCGGGACCGUUCGAAUUCAUUGCGGAUUGACGGUUUCGCCAGUUUUCCCAGUGGACACUCUUCUUUCUCCUUCGCCGGCCUACUCUACCUGACUCUUUGGCUGUGUUCAAAAUUCUCAGUCGGAUUCCCGUAUCUGCCUCAGUUCCCAGUCGAAGAUCAGAGCUAUAGUAACGACCAAUCAUCCGUGCGAACUCGCGGCGCCGCACCGCCGACCUAUCUAAUGCUGCUAGCAUUCUUCCCAACCGCGACAGCAACCUUCAUCGCCGCGUCGCGGUGGUUCAAUUACCGCCACCACGGGUUCGACAUCUUGUUCGGGUCUGCGAUCGGAAUCUUCUUCGCAUACAUCGGCUUCAACAUGUAUCACCUCCCGAUCAGACGCGGAGCUGGUUGGGCAUGGGGAGCGAGAAGUCGCGGACGCGCCUUCAUUCGUGGUGUAGGCUUCCCAAGCUCACUCGGAACGGACGGUUGGGCGUUCGAUGCGCGCAAUGCCACGGGACCCGCGGAUGUAGAGAACGCGCCGGGGAUGCAGCAUGCGCCCUACGGACACGCAAAGCCCAGCAGCGCGGAGGGCGCUAGGCUCGAGGCUUAA
Molecule: messenger RNA, 1134 nt
Organism: Penicillium brevicompactum
Lineage: Eukaryota; Fungi; Ascomycota; Eurotiomycetes; Eurotiales; Aspergillaceae
Product: phosphatase PAP2 family protein
Exons: 3
Coding region: 1-1134 (377 amino acids)
Biological process (GO): phospholipid metabolic process
Molecular function (GO): phosphatidate phosphatase activity
Source: RefSeq, a predicted model, not a curated record